AACCUCCCUGGCUUCCACCUGCUAGCACCCCAUUUUGUUUAUAGUUGCUUUAAGGACAUUUGCUCAAGUACAUAUCCUUAUCCCGACAGCCCGCGGUUGAAAAGAAUACAUCAAAAAUCGUCUCCCCCUCCUUGAAGCGGGAGCAAUUCGGAUCAAGCGAAAAUCUCGCUUUGAACUCACUGAAAACAGAAGCUGUUCUAUCACGUUGAAAUGGGUCAGUAAUGCACCCAACUGUACCGGACCAACAACGAGUCAGUGCUUGACUGCAGUCGGCAGGAGCCUGGAUGAAUGGGUGGAGUCUGCAGGUAAUUGGCGCAGAACUUCUCCCCAGUCUUGGGAAAAAAGCUUCCCCUCCCCUGCCUAAGCUCCCCAAGUCGCCGUGCCCAAAACUUGCUGGGAGUGCGAGUGGCGGCUGCUUGAAGGCUUGUUUGCAAUCGGAAGAGCAAUUUCUGAUCGCUGCCCCCACACCCCAAAUGCCCGAGCCGAAGAAGGAGAAGUACGUCCUCCUGGACGAGGAUUCCGAUUGCGAGACAGAGGAGUUCAACAAGAUGAAGAUCUCUCUGAUGGACACUCGCUCAGUGAAGGACGGGAAAAAAUAUACUACAAGCAGAGGAGGCAGACCUUCAGCAUGGUGUCAGCCACAGUGGAUUUGUCAUAGUUUCUUCAUCUUUUUCCUCCUCAUGUCCCAAGUAUUCUUGUUUCUCUAUGUACUGAGGCUACACUCCGAACUAGAGAUAAUAAAACUGGAACGAACUGUGGAUGAGCAGAAAGAACCCAUUCAACAGUUUGACAAGCAACUUAACAGUGAAGUGGACAAAGUGGAAGGAAACACAAACUUAAAAUCCAAACUAGAGGAACUGUAUAAGAAGUCCAAGGAAAUUAGACCCCUCGUUCCACAAAGCAAAACUUUGAUUAAUGGAGACCCAACUGAAGUACGUGUGUAUAAUUUACAGGAAAUACAGCCUCUGGAUAAGAAGAUUAACAUCAUGCAGGAUAGCAUCAUCCAUAUCAGAGAAAAUCUGAAUUUACUUCAGGCUAAAUGUGAAGAGUUAAACGAAAAUGUGAAGGACAAGCCAAUGGGUAACCAGGACUUGUCCAGACUGUACAAAUUGAUGCAGAAACUGAAUGAGUCUACUGUCUCCUGUUCUGUGGAAAUAAAGGAUGAAAUUCGUGGGCUUCGCAACCUAACAUUUGAUCUCACUCACAAGUUCAGAUCCAUGGAAACGAGUCUGUAUUCUCUCACAGAGCUGACAAACACACAGGCUACUGAACUGGACCAGUUUGAAGAAUCGUUAGAAAGAAUGCAUAACAUUUCAGAAAAUUUGAAAUCUCACCAAGGUCAACUGGAGCAGGAUUUAGACAGUAAUUACCGGCAGAUCUCCCAGCUCAAGGAUGAGGUUUAUCAAAGAGAAGAUGCAUUGAACCGCACAAGCCAGCCCCCUGCAACCAUGCCACAAUUCCAAGCUGAAAGUACUCCAUACUCACCACAGCAGAUGGAAAGUACCAAAGUCACAUCAUUAAUGAGUCAAGAGAAUGAUGGAAAACUAGAUGUCCAGACUCCUUAUAGAAAGGGCACCACGAAUAAAUCUGUGGUCAGAAAUAUCAUUUCAAUUUCUUCAAUAACAAAUCUGAAAGCACUCCAGUCCUUCUUCUAUGAUGCAGACUGGACUGGACGUGGUUACCUGACAUAUAGGGACCUGGUGAAUAAUCUUGGACAAUGGGCGCCUACCAAAAAAGACAUUAAACAGUUUGAUGAAAAUAAUGAUGACAGAUUCUCCUAUACAGAAAUGAUAAAUGCUUUAGGACUACAAGAAUAAAGCUAUCAAGUCAACCUGAUCAAGGACAGAUAUCUACACAAUUAUAUAUUACGGCUGUGCAAAACCAGGCUAACACCUACAUCAAUGCUUUGCACUAUCAACAACACAAUUUAACAUGCAGUAGAGAUUUUUUGUAAAUUAGAAAUGCUGUUAUCAGACUUAGACGUGGACUAAAUCUCUUUUUGUAUAAUUACUAUUAAUUACUAUUAUUCAGUGGAAAAGAUCUUUGGUUGAUGGUAUCUAAGCCAACAUUUUUUUGUAGUUACAGAUUUUCAAUAAUAUUGAAUGUUGAGUAGCUCUUAUAUUUAGUUUGUAAUGCGUGCUUUGUGAUAAACAAUAUAUUUCAUAAUUAUGCAGUGCAAAAAUAUAACUGACCUAGCAAAUAAUGACAUAUAAAAUAAUUAUCAGAUGGGACAAAAUAAACUUCCUUCUUUGAAAA
Messenger RNA from Carcharodon carcharias (great white shark), 2256 nucleotides. RefSeq lists its product as uncharacterized. The coding region runs from base 285 to 1817 and encodes 510 amino acids. The record is from RefSeq and is a predicted model, not a curated record. The transcript is spliced from 11 exons. NCBI's taxonomy places the organism in Eukaryota, Metazoa, Chordata, Chondrichthyes, Lamniformes, Lamnidae.